AUGAGUUGUCUAAGCUGGAACUGUCGUGGGCUUGAGAACCCACAAAUAGAAGAAGAGUUGGUUGCUUUGAUUAGCAAAAAAGAUCCCAAAAUCGUGUUUUUGAUGGAAACCAAAGUGGAAAAAAUUACUAUUGAAAGAAUAUGCCGGAAGUUGAAGUCUGUGAAUUUUUUUGUUGUUCCUAGGGUGAAUCAGGGUGGUGGUCUAGCUUUGUUAUGGAGAGAAAACAUUAAUUUGGUUGUGCUCACUUCUUCUAAUUGUCACAUUGACGCUAAUAUAGACUUUGGAAUGGAUGAUGCCUGGCAUUUUACGGGUUUCUAUGGUGACCUUGAAACUGCCAACCGAGAACAUUCCUGGUCUUUACUAAGGGAUUUGAGUCAACGUUUAUCCCUACCGUGGGUUUGCAUGGGGGAUUUCAAUGAAAUUAUUUGGUUGGAGGAAAAGCAAGGUUGGUUGGAUCGUCUCGAGAGUCAGAUGCAAGGCUUUAGAGAUGCCUUGGACUUUUGUGGUUUUAAUGGUUUUCCCUUCACAUGGUGCAAUAGGAGACCAGGGGAUCAAAAUGUGUGGAUUUGUCUAGAUUGUGGGAUAGCUACAAUGGAUUGGAUACUUCAUUUUCCUAUUACCUGGAUUCACCAUCUGGAUGUGUUUCAUUCGGAUCAUAAGGCCAUUCUUCUUAUUUUAGAUUCGGAACAACAAAGGUUUUAUUGUAAAGGUAAACCGUUUCGAUUCGAAGCAAUGUGGUUGAAAGAUAACUCAUGUGAAGAUGUGGUGAGAUAG
Molecule: messenger RNA, 774 nt
Organism: Quercus robur (English oak)
Lineage: Eukaryota; Viridiplantae; Streptophyta; Magnoliopsida; Fagales; Fagaceae
Exons: 1
Coding region: 1-774 (257 amino acids)
Molecular function (GO): catalytic activity
Source: RefSeq, a predicted model, not a curated record